AUUGCUGACAAGUUUGUCAAAACGCCUUUGGUGUAAUCACUCACAGUCACACAUAGUUGGCCACAAUACAAUUCCCUUAGAAGAAGAAGAAGUCACAUUACAAUGUCUAGCACAGCAGCACCUCCAGUAGCCAAAAGCAUCUCAGAUGUCACAGAAGAAAUAGUGAAAAACGCAACCACUGGGUACGAGCCAGGUAGCUACCAGUACAUGGCAGUUGAGAAGAUGACUAGACUGUCAAUAUACGCCUUCACUGAGCCCUGGGAGUUCCUCCUCAACCUCCUCCUAGUCCUCACACCUCUGAUGGCUGUGGCCGCAUUCUGUGCCUAUAGACUCAGCAAGUCAUCUCACAAAAAGGGCAAAAAAUCAGCUGCCAGACCCAACUCGACCUCAUCUUCCUCGUCUGGAAAACCGGAACGACAGAUGCCACCACGAGCGGCGAAGAAGUCCAAAAAGGACAACUGAACUGAGUCUCAAAAACGACAUUAACAACAGCGAAUUAGUUGUUGCUGAUGGCACAUCGUCUGAUUUCAGGGUUUGAUUUGUAAACUGUGAUUUUUUGGAUCAAUUAGGCUCAAAUUUGAAGCUAGUUUUAUUGAAUUAAACCAGCCCAUUUUAAUACAUGAUGCGCAUAUACUUAACUAGAGGUUUAUUUCUUUGUUGGUUUGGUUAUUUUUUUCUGCUAUUUUUCACUUGGAUCCGCUGCAGGACAACUUGUUUAAUUGAUCCUUAAAUUUUUCGUGUUGGUCUUCAAUUACUUGAGUAUUUCAUUUAAUGGCGUUUAUAAGCCUUUUUUGCGAGAUGGUUCUACUAAUGAGUUCUUAACGAUGGAAUUGCGCCGUUUUCCGUCAACUCAUGUGCAAUGUGUGUUACUAAUUUGACCCCCCGAUUCUAUCAAAAUUGCAGUGUUCUACUUUUAAUACUUCUCUAUAUCACUUCGAAACAUUCAAUUUAAUAGAACGGCGUUAUUUAUUAGUCUGAAUUGCUGAUUCCAAAUACGUAUACUGGGAGUUUCAAUGAAAUUUGUUUUAUUUUACCUUGACUUAAGGAUGCUAAGAUUCAGAAUCUUUUUGGAAUCCGAAAUCUCUAUUUGGAGUUUUUAAUUUAAAUGGUAUUUUUUUUUAUUGUUUCAUGAAUAGAUUUGCAUAUUUUUGCUUUCACGUGAAAAUAAUAGAUUCCAAUUUGACUACUUAGAUUUCAAUUUGAUGCCGCUUUUUAUGCUUUAGUUUUUUGUUUGUUUCUUCAAUCUCGUAUUAUUCACAGUUCAAUUGA
Molecule: messenger RNA, 1269 nt
Organism: Symsagittifera roscoffensis
Lineage: Eukaryota; Metazoa; Xenacoelomorpha; Acoela; Convolutidae
Exons: 2
Coding region: 103-462 (119 amino acids)
Source: RefSeq, a predicted model, not a curated record